GAGCGCUCUCUCGGAGUCUCCACCUCGCCCUCCUUUUUCUAUCGUUCUCAGUCCCCUCCCUCUCCCUCACCCUCACCUUUCCAGCCGCCACUUCUAGAAGCUUCUAGGCUGCGUCGCCCAUGGCCGCGGAAGCCAAGGCGCCAAGCCUCGCCGAGGAAUAUUCGCUUCCACCACAGGAAGAUCCAGUGGAAAAAGUAGCUGAAGAGAAACCCUCUAUUGGCACUGAGACUGAAGCUGCCCCCUCAACAAAUGAUGAAAACCCUCAAGCUGAUGGGACUACAACUGCUGUAGAAGACAAGAAUGAAACUUCUGAAGUGCAAGAUGUUCCUGGCGAGUCGGAGGCAGAAGAAACCAACCUUGCAGCAGAGGAAACAAGUGAGACUGCUGGGGAGGAAGAGUUUGAGGAGAAACCCGAUAUUAAGAUUGAAACAGCUCCAGCAGAUUUUCGUUUCCCAACAACAAAUCAAACAAGGCACUGUUUCACACGCUAUGUUGAGUACCACAGGUGUGUAGCUGCGAAAGGAGAGGGUGCGCCUGAGUGUGAUAAGUUUGCAAAGUACUAUCGAUCCCUUUGCCCAGGAGAAUGGGUUGAACGCUGGAAUGAGCAACGCGAAAAUGGCACCUUCCCUGGACCUCUGUAAUCCCGUGCGAAUGGAGAAUGAACUCACGAUGUUGCGGUGGCCUCUCUUCCUUGGUAACUGGUGCCAAGUUAUUAGAGGCAGAUAAAUCGUCUUUUUUGGAGAACUUUACAAAAUAAAAGAUUCUUUUUGUCGUGAAGAAUGCCUUGUUACUCUUCCUAACGGUCAUUUUCUUCACCACUGAGAAACCUGCAUCACAGUUACAAUUUUAUUCUACUUGAGAAAGGCUAAUGUUUCCCCA
Messenger RNA from Phragmites australis (common reed), 879 nucleotides. Its product is annotated as cytochrome c oxidase subunit 6b-1-like. Lineage: Eukaryota; Viridiplantae; Streptophyta; Magnoliopsida; Poales; Poaceae. The record is from RefSeq and is a predicted model, not a curated record. The transcript has 5 exons. The coding region runs from base 120 to 641 and encodes 173 amino acids. Gene Ontology annotation, cellular component: respiratory chain complex IV; mitochondrion.